UUUAAUGCCCAGAUGGUUUUUAUCAUCCCUAUAGAUGGUGCAUUAGGAAACUGUACUAUCCCACGUAUGUUUGUGGGGGUACUCCUAGGAAAGAAGUACAUCAGUAGUCCUGGUGAAAUUGCCGAAAGUCUUAACAAAGAAGAAAGGAUUUUCCCCAGGCUAAUUUGUGCCUAUGCAUCUGAGAUGGUCCCCUCUGAUGGGCUCUUCCUGUAGGAUGCUGGAGAAUCAAGAACAGGAGGAACUAAUUACCGUACGAGUCCAGGAUCCUCGAGUACAGAAUGAAGGUUCCUGGAAUUCUUAUGUGGACUACAAGAUAUUCCUCCAUACCAACAGCAAGGCCUUUACUGCCAAGACAUCUUGUGUGCGUCGCCGCUAUCGGGAGUUUGUUUGGCUGAGAAAGCAGCUCCAGAGAAAUGCUGGCUUAGUGCCUGUACCUGAGCUCCCUGGAAAGUCCACCUUUUUUGGUAACUCAGAUGAAUUUAUUGAGAAGCGGCGACAAGGUCUUCAGCACUUCCUGGAGAAGGUCCUACAGAACGUGGUCCUCCUGUCCGACAGCCAGCUACACCUCUUCCUGCAGAGUCAGCUAUCAGUCCCCGAGAUCGAAGCCUGUGUCCAGGGUCGGAGCCCCAUGACUGUAGCUGAUGCCAUUCUCCACUAUGCCAUGUCCAACUGUGGCUGGGUCCAGGAAGAGAGCAUGGGUUCUCCUCAGCUGGCAAUGGGAGGCCACCGUAAGAGUUGCUGUUUUAUCCGAAGACCUGGUGGUCAGGCCUCUUUGUCACCUCUCCAGAACGAAGAAAAGGACCACUUGGCAGCAUGGGCUCCUGUGGCUGAUACUACAGCUCCUCACUUGGAAAGUUCCUCUCUUCCUCUUCCAACUUCAUCUUCAAGCUGGGACUUUGUCCAGUCUGAUGAAAGGACCAGUGCCCCCCAGGCCUGGAAGAGAGUGGAAGAAGACCACCCAGUUCACCCAUCUUAUGACAUGGACUCAGAAUCUGGCCAGUUGGAAAUGGUCUGAGAAGUGGUGAUUGCUUUGGUCUGAGAUCAGCUGUGAAGGGAGCAGGCCAGAGGGGGCCAGCCCAGGUGGGUGGGGUAGGAUGAUCAGCAAUGUCUAGGGUGGUCGGCCUUCUGGGCAGCCUUAUCCUCACAUGGUGAUGGUGGCAGCAGCUUGCAGCCCUCCUCUCUCACUUAGUUGUUCUUCACCUGGUGCUGGGUGGACAGGAAGCUGGCAGUGCUCUGCACAAAUUGGAAAGCUUAGGGUCUGUUUUGUCUUACAGCUCUCUCCUCUUGACUCUCCUGGGAGCAGAGUUUCUUCUGAUGAUUUGUUUAUGAGAGUAGGAACACCCUCUUGUAAUACACUAGCUUUGGGAGGUCUGGGUGUGGUUGGGGACCUAGGGGUAAGAAGGUGCUAGCUUUUGCUUCCUGCAUUGUCCCAGUGGCCACUCUGAGCCAGCUGGCAUUGCCUAGCUUUAGAAGUGGAUUCGUGUUUAGAUUGGUGCCCGUUUUUGCUCCAGCCCCAGCAGCUAUUUGUUUGGGGAAGUUGGCCUUCUCCCUCUCUCCCUGCCCCUACAAUUUGUUGGAUAGUUCUCUUCCUGUCCCCUUGUCCUUCCUGCUCUUUCCUCUCUGUGGCUGGGGCAGCAGUAGCCCCCUUUGCAGCUGGAGUUUGCUACAGCCCGAGGCUGCUGCCAUAAUGCUCGAGGGUGGAUGAAGGCUGUGGCGGUGGCAGUGGCAGUAGCAGCAGCUUGGUUGUCCAGCACAAAGAGGGGGCUUGAUUUCAGCUAGAAGGGCAGCAAACAGUUGCUGUGCCGGGAGCUGAUGGGUUGGUUUGGGGGCGGCAGCCUUGGGCUGAGGCUUCCACUUCAGGCUGGACUUGAAGAAGUGCGACUUUUGACCUGCCGGCUUCGUUGCACAUGAUAUUCCCCAUAUCUCACAAUAUUUUUCUUGCUGCACAGUCUCUCUGUCUCUAUCUCUGUGUUAAAAUGAGACAGCCUGUUCAAUUCACCAGGGCCAGGGGACUGUGCUUGUUGAUGAGAGCUUUGUUUUUUCCCUGUAAGCAAAGGGCUGUAGGGAAGAGGAACAGGAUGCCUUUAGACAAUGAGGCAUUCUGGCCUCCUGCUGCCUCUCCACUGAGAGCUGGGGCUGGUGGGGGCUGUGCUGCUGGAGUUCAGCGUGGCUCCGCUCUUCCCAUGGCUGUGUGUCUGCUCAUUCCCUUCUCCUUCCCCUCCUCUGGUCAUCACACUUCAUCUGUGUACUCUUUUACUGCCAGUGGACACUGUGGGACUGUCAUGGCAUUUAGCUCAGAGUGGAGGUGCUCUGGCCUGAAAUAAAAUUCAAGUAUUUAA
Vombatus ursinus (common wombat) is the source of this 2339-nucleotide messenger RNA. It is a transcript of the gene SNX11, whose product is annotated as sorting nexin 11. Gene Ontology annotation, biological process: intracellular protein transport. Lineage: Eukaryota; Metazoa; Chordata; Mammalia; Diprotodontia; Vombatidae. The record is from RefSeq and is a predicted model, not a curated record. The transcript is spliced from 7 exons. The coding region runs from base 173 to 1015 and encodes 280 amino acids. Gene Ontology annotation, molecular function: phosphatidylinositol binding.